Messenger RNA from Protopterus annectens (West African lungfish), 2282 nucleotides. RefSeq names its product suppressor of cytokine signaling 3 (gene SOCS3). NCBI's taxonomy places the organism in Eukaryota, Metazoa, Chordata, Ceratodontiformes, Protopteridae. Gene Ontology annotation, biological process: intracellular signal transduction; phosphatidylinositol phosphate biosynthetic process. Gene Ontology annotation, cellular component: phosphatidylinositol 3-kinase complex. The coding region runs from base 415 to 1032 and encodes 205 amino acids. Gene Ontology annotation, molecular function: 1-phosphatidylinositol-3-kinase regulator activity. The record is from RefSeq and is a predicted model, not a curated record. The transcript has 2 exons.
GCUCGGAGAAGAGCAUUGAGUCCGUUUACCAGCUGUUUGCUACUUUGUUCAUAAAUACAGCUCCGGGUCUUGUAGACCUUGGGGUAACUCAGGGACCUCUGUUUAACUUGGUCUCAGGUAUUACUGCUGCUAACUGGUUGUAUCUGCAAGCGAACCAACUGUGCUCUGAAAGUCUACUUUACUGGAUACUGUACAUCAAGAGUUCCACUAAGGAUUGACUGUCACUUUAUUUGGGAUAAUUUUUGGCACAAUUAAUUUGGAGUACUACCGAAUCUUCAUUUAGGGAAGAUUGUUUCUCCUCAAGGAUGUAUGAGCUGCAGCUGAUGCUAUUAUAGCAAAGAGUUGGAUUGUUUAGCUUGAUCCAUCAGACCUGGUUGCUUUCCAUUCCUGGCAAAGGUUUGGGUUCUCAGCGCAAUGGUAACACACAGUAAAAUCAAUGGGAUGAACAGUCCAUUAAAUGCCACCUCCUGCUUCUCAUACCACUUCAAAGCCUUUACUUCUCCAAAGGAGUAUAACCUGGUGAUGAAUGCAGUGAGAAAACUGCAAGAGAGCGGCUUCUACUGGAGUACAGUGACUGGUAAGGAGGCAGAUACCUUACUGCAUUCUGAGCCAGCUGGGACAUUCUUGAUAAGAGACAGUUCUGACAAUAAACACUUCUUUACUCUUAGUGUAAAGACAGAAUCUGGCACCAAGAACUUGAGGAUAGAGUGUGACAGCUGUUUCUUUUCCCUGCAGACAGAUCCCAAGAGCACACAGGCUGUCCCCAAAUUUGACUGUGUUUUGAAAUUAGUCCACCAUUAUAUGCCAUCAAAAUGUUCAGAAUCAGGUGACAAUGGAGGCAAAAUGUACUACAUCUACUCUGGGCGCGAAAAGAUACCAUUAGUCCUGUCUCGACCUUUGUCAUGUAGCGUUUCUACUCUGCAACAUCUGUGCCGCAAAACUGUCAAUGGACAUCUGGAGGCAUGCAGUAAAGUCGAGCAACUACCUUCACCAAUCAAAGACUUCUUGCAACAGUAUGAUGUGCCGGUAUAGGAGAGAGAUGUACAUGCAAGGAGGAGCGAGCUCUGAAAUGUGAUCAGCGAUGCAAGGCCACAGAUCACUGAGAGGAAACGAGCACUGUACUGCAUACGAGGAACAAGGAGAGAGAGAGAGACAGAGAGUGUGAGGCAGCAGUAGAAGACUGUGUAAGAUGUAACUGUGUGCCUUUUGAAAGGAAUGCUAAGGGUUGGCACCAAUUCAGAUAUCGUCAUCUAUUCCACUCUGUAUAAAGAAGCAGGUUUGGAGGCUGUGCUGGACCUUUCCUUUCACAAUCAAGACUUCAGCCACCUUUGUCAUUCAGUUAUAUGGACUCCUUAGCUAUGAGUGUAUCUUUCUCAUUCAGCUGGCACUGUAGUUUUUGAUGAAUGAGAAAAUUGACUGCUAGCCCUUCCUCCAUAAACUAUGAAGACUACUAGUGUCUCUCUUUAAGUAGAGUAACUGGCAAUGACUUUUUCAGAAGUAUGCUGCAAACUUGGUAGCUAUGAUGUUAUAUUAAGUGGCUGGUGUGACUUCAGUUUGUAACUUUUGGAGACGAAUUGCUGUGACCAAGCUGAAGAAGUUUCGUAAAGCUGUGGAACUUCCCACUUCACGCUGGUGCAUGAUUUAAUGACUUUAAUUUCCUAUUAAGGGAAGUGAGGCAAAUGUAGUAUAAUUUUACAUUCUUAUGAAUGCACCAGUGCUGCUGUUCAAAAGUCUAAAUAAAAUAAUCUUUCCGAAUGUAGUACAAUGUAUGGCCAUGGCCUUUGUUUUCUGUUGGCUCUUUGGUCAUUGUUAGUUGCUUUCUCUUAUGAAGGGGGUAUGGAAAUAACACAAUUUUAACAACAGCCUGCCUUACAGUGUAACUUUGCACUAAGGGAAAAGUACUGUAUUAUCACUUUUAAACGCUGACUGUGACCUGUUUUUAUUAUAUGUCACAAACAGUUAUCUAAAACAUCAUAUAACAAAGUCAACCCUUUCUUGACUGCACUUUGUGUUCACUGGCUCAUGAUUUGGGUGACCUUUUGAAAUCAGUGUUCUCUCAUGUUUGGGCUAGUGUUCACAUUUCAUUUUGAUGUUUACAAUGCUACAGCUAGAUUAUUUUAUCUUUUAUAAAGAUUCCAUCUGUUAAGGCAACCUUGUGGGUUGCAAGACCACGUGCUUGAAUAUUACUUACCAAAAAUAAAAAAAAAAAUUGCACACAUAUUUAUAUUUAUGAUACAAAGAACAUUUCAGUAAUUUAAUAAAGACUAUUAUUUUUUAAGAGA